AUGAAUCCUCCAUUCGGUGUUACGGGCGCAAGCAGAUCUGGAAGCAUCUUUACGGCGACGCCAUUAGCGCCCCUAGCAACUGCUGAGAAUGGCCUUGGAAGUGUCUCAAACUCGUAUUCCUCCUCAAGUCAUGUUGUUCAUGAAAGAGUUCGUCAUAUGACGAGUGACGGCGGCUGGCAAACUAGCGAAACAACCACCCGCAGCUUUGAUGGGCCAGGAGGUGUUCAGAAACAGACAACGACUGUUAAUGGAGUCAUUGACAGCAUGGGCAGAGCAUGGGAAAUUGAGGAUGUUGUGCUGGAAAAGGGUACAACUGGUUUAGGAUUCUCGAUAACUGGAGGAACUGACCAACCGGCUGAAGACGGUGAUACCUCUAUUUAUGUCACUAACAUCAUAAUGGGUGGUGCUGCUGCAGCGGAUGGUCGCAUGAAGAAAUUCGACAAGAUUUUGAAAGUGAACAACACUGAAUGUGUCAAUGUGCCGCAUGAAGUCGCAGUUAAUGCGUUGAAGACCGCAGGAAAUGUUGUACGACUGACGCUAAAACGUCGUAAACCCGAAGAAGUGAACAUUCCCAUCGUGAACACCAACGCUUCCAUGGGCUCUACUAGUCAUUUAAACAGAAGUGACCUCACAUCGUCAUUGGGAGCACUCAAUGUGUCUCGGGGAUUCGAUGGUGCUGCACAUUCGCCCAGUAUACCUCCAAGUUAUCCACCACCUCCUCCACCAGCUCAUGCCGGCUCCCAGAGUCAUCUUUCUCAUGGCUCCCAGAGUCAUCUUUCUCACAAUUUGCCUCCUGCAGGGUUGAGCUCUCGUGCUAGGUUGGCGCACAGCAUCGAUCUUUAUAAGGGACAACGCGGACUAGGUUUCUCAAUCGCUGGUGGAUUGGGAAAUGAGCACGUUCCAGGAGACACCGAUAUUUACGUCACAAAAAUUAUUGACGGAGGAGCUGCGUACCAUGAUGGACGUCUUGGUGUUGGAGAUCGAAUUCUGGCUGUUGAUGACGUCGCAUUGGAGAAUGUUACACAUGAGUAUGCCGUCAAUGUUCUGAAACAAACAGGAACAAAAGUUACGUUGUUGGUACUCAAAGCAGAUCCCAAUGUGAACGUCGGUGCAGUUGAAGAGACAGCUAGUCGCCAAUACGUUGCAUCCACUCCGCAGUAUCCGCAGACAACACCUAUCAGAUCAAGUUCAAUGCAAGACUUCAAUCGAUCGUUUGAUUCGCAAAGUGCAAUAGCUUACGGUGGUCCGCAAGCGACUACUCCAAUUGGAGUAGGGAUGGCGCCUCAACAAGUCCCUAUCACCAUGGAUCCCAGACCUGUGCCACUCUAUAGAGGAAAUCAGGGACUCGGCUUUAAUAUUGUUGGAGGUGAAGAUAAUGAGCCAAUAUAUAUCAGUUACGUCUUACCAGGCGGUGUUGCUGAUCUCAGCGGUAACGUCAGGAAGGGCGAUGUGCUUCUCGAAGUGAACGGUCGCUCUUUGCGUAACGCGACGCAUUCUCAAGCUGCAGAGACUCUGAAAAACGCUCAAAAUCCUGUUACUCUCACGUUACAAUACAGGCCUCACGACUAUCAACAAUUUGAAGCGAAGAUUGAGCGAUUACGCAACGAUAUGAUUCAAGCCAAUUCUACGGGCGGCACGCUCCCUCGUAAAGACCUAUUCGUCAAGGCUUUGUUCGACUACGACCACACCCGUGAAGUCGGCGUUCCGCAUCGGUCCAUUUCAUUCCAAUAUGGUGACAUUCUGCAUGUGAUGAACACAUCAGAUGAUGAUUGGUGGACGGCGAAGAAGAUUAUGGAAAAUGGUGAAGAGACUCAGGAAGGAGUGAUUCCGUCAAAGAAACGCAUUGAAAAGAGGGAGAGAGCACGAAGAAAGCAGGUCAACUUCAAUGCUGGUUCCAUGUCACUCGGUCGCAGUUCAGGUCAAAUAGGAGGUAUGGAGGGAAGACGGGGGAGCAAGAGCCAGCUUUCGUUCUCAAGAAAGUUCCCGUUUGUGAAGAGUACAGAUCGCUUGAACGAGUUCACUGACCAAGAACUAGGUGUGAGCGAAGAUCCGAUAUUCUCAUACCAGCCCGUGGAACAGCAAUCUUUGAACUACGUUCGACCUGUUAUCAUUCUGGGAGCACUGAAGGAUAGGAUCAAUGACGAGCUGGUUACGAGAAAUCCGGAUCGAUUCAGCAGCUGCGUUCCCCACACUUCGAGACCUCCAAGAGAACACGAGGUUGACGGUAGAGACUACCAUUUCGUAAGCAAGGCUCAAAUGGAACACGAUGUGAAGAACAACCUGUUCAUUGAGGCUGGCCAGUUCCAAAAUAACCUCUAUGGAACUAGCAUUGACAGCGUGCGAAUGGUCGCCCAGCAGGGUCGUCACUGUAUUCUGGAUGUGAGCGGGAACGCUAUACGUCGUCUUCAAUCAGUUGCGAAUAUUUACCCAAUUGCAAUCUUUAUUAAGCCAUCCAGUCAUCAUCACAUCAUGCAGUUGGAUCACUCAAUGAAUGAGGAAGAAGCAAUGCAACAAUAUCAACGAUGUCAACGACUGGAGCAGACAUUCGGAGAUUUGUUCACACAAGUGAUUUCUCAUGGACAAUCGGCGGAGGAGAUUCUGGGCCGCGUACAGCACGUUAUCGCCACAGAGGCACGACCAUUCGUGUGGGUACCAAACAAUGUCAGGCAGUUGUAA
Cooperia oncophora is the source of this 2676-nucleotide messenger RNA. The record is from the annotation of a GenBank genome assembly. NCBI's taxonomy places the organism in Eukaryota, Metazoa, Nematoda, Chromadorea, Rhabditida, Trichostrongylidae.